UUUAUACAUUAUUAAGUAGAAAUACCGUUUUAAAGCAAUUUUAUACGUGAUAAUAAAAAGCACUUGAAUUUUUAAAUUAUAAAGUUACAUGGAAAGGUGUUAAUGUAUACAGCAGAUAAAGUUAGGGAACCAGGAUAUUUUUAUAUCAGCUAAAAUCAUCAAAAAACUGCAAAGGCCACUUUGACGGCGUAUUUUGUUGAAAAAAUUUAGUUUACUGGUUAGAAAUUAAUUGAGAAAGAUGAACGCAACAAAUUGUAAGAAUGAACAAUUUCAGUUUUUAGCAUCUUUGACUGCUGAUGAAAUUAAAGGUUACAAAAAAGCCUUUCGUUAUUAUGACAAGAACAAAGACGGUUUUAUAAAUGCAAAAGAGUUUCUAUGUUUGUUGAGAAAUCUUGGGGAAAAUCCAACAGAAGAUGAACUUUUUGACAUGCUGAUAGAGAUGGAUAAAGACCAAAAUGAUGUAAUAGAUUUUAGUGAGUUUAUGGGAUGUAUGGCCGCGAGAAAGAAAAAUGAUCACAUUAACUGUUUGACUGAAGCAUUUAAAGUGUUCGAUCUUAACGGAGACGGAUUUAUUAGUGCCAACGAAUUUCGCACCGUUAUGAAGAGUUUAGGUAAUGACGCAAGCAGCGAAGAAAUUGAUGAUUUAAUAAAAUACGGCGAUGUUAAUGGUGAUGGCCUAAUUGACUAUGAAGAAUUUGCAAAGAUGUUAACGCAUGCGUUCAAUGAACAUUAAAUGAAUGAUUUAAACAAAAUCACGUAGC
Hydra vulgaris (swiftwater hydra) is the source of this 761-nucleotide messenger RNA. RefSeq names its product calmodulin-beta. NCBI's taxonomy places the organism in Eukaryota, Metazoa, Cnidaria, Hydrozoa, Anthoathecata, Hydridae. The record is from RefSeq and is a predicted model, not a curated record. Gene Ontology annotation, molecular function: calcium ion binding; enzyme regulator activity.